Molecule: messenger RNA, 3116 nt
Organism: Oncorhynchus tshawytscha (Chinook salmon)
Lineage: Eukaryota; Metazoa; Chordata; Actinopteri; Salmoniformes; Salmonidae
Gene: brox
Product: BRO1 domain and CAAX motif containing
Exons: 13
Coding region: 172-1410 (412 amino acids)
Source: RefSeq, a predicted model, not a curated record
AAAAACGGAUCCUAGACCUGUCGCAAAAAGCAACGUAUGGUCACAUGACUCAAUACGUUCUUUCCACUGGUCAAGAACCAUUCUGUGCCUUUAUUUCCGGAAGUGCAUCUUCAGAUUGUAAGAGUUCCCAGAUCCAAGCAGACAUCCAGCUUUUACCAUCCAAGCCACAGAAUGACUCAUUGGUUCCACCGAAACCCAUUGAAAGCAACUGCACCUGUCUCCUUCAACUUCUAUGGAGUUGCUGGAAGCCCAUCAGCAAACAAGAUAUGCAAUGACUUGAGAACAACAAGGGCAAGACUCUUAGAGAUGUUCACAGAUACCACCUGCAAUCCCGAAAUCAUGAAAAAUGCCACCGAUGCUUAUUUCUCCCUCUUACAAGGAUUCAUUGCAUCUCUGGAUGGCACCACACAAGAGAACAAGCUUCGGUUCAUGCAGAACUUCAAGUGGACUGACACUUUGCAAGGAAACAUCCCAAGUGCCCAACAAGAUGCUAUUUUUGAACUGAUCUCCAUGGCCUACAAUGUUGCAAUUUGGCACACCAAGUUUGCCUCAAGACUUGCAGGAAAGGAAAAUGUAACAGAGGUAGAUGCAAAAGAUGUCCACAGGAGCCUGAAAUUUGCUGCUGGGAUUUUCAAACACCUCAAGGAGGUCCACAUCCCCCGCCUCAUCACCCCAGCAGAGAAGGGCCGGGACCUGGAACCCAGAGUCAUUGAUACCUACAUUGUCCAGUGCCAAGCAGAGGCACAGGAAGUGACGAUUGCCAGAGCGAUUGAGCUCAAGCAUAACGCCACUCUCAUUGCAGCCUUGGCCUUCGAGACGGCAAACUUCUACCAGAAAGCUGACGGCACACUGAACACCCUGGAGCCAGAGUGCAGCAGUAAGUGGAGGAAGUACCUCCAGCUGAAACAGCACUUCUACAUGUCCUAUGCAUACUGCUACCACGGACAGACUCUCCUCUCUAGUGACAAGUGUGGGGAGUCAAUAAGAUCUCUCCAAGAGGCAGAAAAAUGCUACUCCAGAGCUGAGACUCUGUGCAAAGAGUACCGUCAGACCAAAGGGCCGGGUAGCACGGCCAAGCCCUCUGAGCAGCUCUUCUUCACCAAGCUGGGUGGCUUGAUCAAAAAUACCCUGCAGAAGUGCGAGAGAGAAAACGGAUUCAUAUACUUCCACAAGGUCCCAGCCGAGGCGCCCCAGCUGGAGCUGAAGGCCAGCUAUGGCCUUGCUGAGCCAAUCUCCUUUGAGUUCCCAGUGCUCAGCGAGCAAUGCACCCCUGAAGUCUACGCCACCUUUGACCUCACCAAGGGGGCCAAAGACGAGAAGGCCAAACCAAAACGGGAAGAAGAGGUUAUUAAGCCAAUGAAGGAACCAGAUUUGAAGCCUCAGAAAGAUACAGGCUGCAUCAUCUCUUAAACAACAGGAAGACUACUCCCAUACUGUACACAGGCUUAAAUUCCACCUAACACAGAUAUGGAGUCCCAUUUCCUUUCCAUGAAAAGUAAACCAUAGGAAAAGUCCUUGUUGUUUCUUUGAUUUGUGGUAAAAUGUUUUACAUUAUGCUGAUAUGCAGUGCUACCAAGCCAGACUAUUCAGUCAUUGAGUAUAAAAUGGCCUCUGAGAAAAGGUUAUUGGUGAUGGGGGGGAUAACAUAAUAGAUAUGGGAGUAGAAAUGUUAAUCAACAAGGAACAAAAGAAAAGCAUGGAUUUAUUCAUGCAUUGGCUUGUUUUACAUGUAGUGUUUUAUGGUCAGUGAUUUACGGUAGCAUCUGUUGUACUUAAUUUUAUACGUAGCUGUUUUCACAUUUUUUGGGACAAAAUAUUAUUGGGUCAGACUUACAGCUGAAUUGUUCUCUCACUAGUGCUGUUGGGGAUUUUGUUAAAAGCCCCCGUCAUAUUGGAUCUUUAUUUAUUACUCAUUUAAGAAACUGACAAAUCGUAUAGUAAGAACUUAACACUCCAUGAUGAAUAUCUAAUCAUUUGAGCAAAUCAUAUGUUUUCAUUUAUUUUAUUUUUCUGUCUCUGCGAUUCUCUAAUCAGUUUUCUUAACUGAAAGGACACUCCUGUACAUACAGAGACUAUUCAUACUCUCUCAAGACUCUCCAUUGCUGGGUAGGGCCUGUAUUUAUUAUAGUAACCAUUGUGAAAUAUUCCCCUCUUUUUAUUAGAGAUUUGAGGACAAGGCGGUGCUUGUCUUGGGUCAUAAUAACCAUAGCAAGGCCAACUGUUCAGCAGGAACAUGGAACAACAUCUGGGAAGCAGUCAGGAGAGCGCAAUGUGCUGAAUGUUGCAGAUAAUAAAUGUAAUUUAAAAAGCUGAUAUGAGCAUGCCUGUUCUACUCAAAAUAUUUCUCUGAACGUUCCAUAACAUUGUACCCUGCGGAUCUUCCUGUGAUCUCCAAAAACUGUUUUAAAUAACCCAGACUAGUGGCCAUGGUUGCUGUUAAGUCUGAUUGAUGAGCGCAGGAACAAUAGAAUAAUGGUUAAUGAAAUUCAAAUAUGAUGUCAAUCAACCUGCUCAAACCAUUUCAGUGAAGGGAAUAAUGUACUUUGGCACAUGGUUUUACACUAUGUACGGAAAUCUAUCAAAUUCAUUUACUCAGUUUUAUUUUCUGUAAAUGACUGAUAUACUCCAUAUGUAUGCAUUACUAUAGCUUUCAGAGUACUGAUUCACCAUCAUUUCCUAACAGUUUUUUAGAACUAAUGACAACUAGCCUCUACUAAGGUAGUACAAUAGGGGGACAAGUAACCACUAGUAUAGUAUACUAAUUUGCCAAUCAAGGAAGACAAUUUGGCAUUCUUUCUGUGCAACCUCAGAGCCCAUUUGAAUGGCUUUACAUUUGAAAUCUUAUUAGUCACACCGAUGUCAGACCUCAGUGUAGAUGUACUGUAUCCAGCUCUAAAUUAGAAUGAAAAUAACACAGACUAUAUAUUAUCUUUACAAGCCCUUUUUAUUCUUGGAACAAUGGAUUUUCACAAUCAAGGACCAAUUGUAUUUAUUUUAAUGAACACGUCAUUUGCUGUAUCAUAAUGUAUACACCAGUCUAACAUUACUCUUCUUCGAAUGGUGUCCUUCAUUGAAAAUGUGUUUCAAAUGGAAAUAAAAACAUCAAGAAACCUGAA